UAGUAAUACACAUAACAGUAGUAAUAAGGUGGUCUGUAUAUUGACAUAUUACACAGAAGUUUAUUUCUUUAAAUAGAUGUAAUGGCGAAAAUAAAACCACGGAUUUAAUAGUUUUUGGACAUUUAAAUGGACGCACCGUCCAUUAUAACUCAAGUUUCGCGCGAUGAUGAGCAACUCAACACAUUUCCUACGACGGAAAAAGGGUCGUCGACGUUGAACAAUAAAAAGAGGAAUCGUGGGAUUCUUAGCUCAUUUCUGUGUUGCUUUGGCAACAAGAACAAUAACUCUUCAAGUGCCUAUCAAGCCCCGAAUGCUGAAGUAAAUGGCAAUCCGCGGGAUAUCUCAUAUAGUCCCAAUGAGAAAUAUUUACUACCAGCAGUAAGACCGCAGGACUCCAACAAGAAAUGUGUUGUUAUAGAUUUAGAUGAAACCCUUGUACAUAGUUCAUUUAAGCCAAUUAGUAAUGCAGAUUUUAUUGUACCGGUAGAGAUAGAUGGAACUGUUCAUCAGGUUUAUGUACUAAAAAGGCCAUUUGUAGACGAAUUCCUUAAAAAAAUGGGAGAGUUGUUUGAAUGUGUGCUCUUUACUGCUAGUCUUGCGAAGUAUGCUGACCCAGUGGCGGACCUGUUGGACAAGUGGGGAGUUUUUAGGGCGCGUUUAUUCAGGGAAUCAUGUGUCUUUCAUAGGGGUAACUAUGUCAAAGACUUAAGUCGACUUGGACGUGAUCUAAGUCAGGUGAUAAUUAUAGAUAACUCGCCAGCUUCCUAUAUCUUCCAUCCUGAUAAUGCAGUACCUUGCCAGUCUUGGUUUGAUGAUAUGCAAGAUACUGAAUUACUAGACCUUAUACCAUUUUUCGAAGGACUUGCUAAAGUCGAUGACGUGUAUUCAGUGUUACGAAAUACGAACAAUACGGAUUCUUCCUAGUAUUCGCUCCAUGUAUAUUAUAUAUUGUGUAGUGUACGGGUGUAUGAAGUCAGUUUUAUAUUUGAGCAAAUAUUUCACUGGAUGCCAGGACUUCAUCGAUGAAAUAUCCCUCGGGGGAAAAUUUUUGCAGAAGAAAAAAAUAUUUACGACUUUUAAAAAGAUUUUAUUUAUGGAGUUAAAUCUGUGGUCGGACAUUAUUGAAAUAAUGCAAACAAUUAUAGCAUUUUGUUAUUUCUUGGCCGAGUUAUUUUUGGUUUCUAUAAAUAGCUUGGAAGAAGUGACGUGUUUUUGUAAAUGUUAAUCAAGAAUAACUAUAGUCAUAGACUAAUAGAGGUGAAGUUAUAUCAAACCGUAUAAAUGAAAUAAUAGGAUGAAAAUAGGAAAAUUGCAGUAAUAGUUUACUCCGGGAUAAAGAAUCCGUAUGGAGAUAUUAAUAAUGAAGCCUUAUGUAUAAAGAAGCCCCGUUACAAGUGAUCACUGAUAACAAUAACAUGACAUUCAACUAUGAAUCAAUUUAUGUCGAAAACAUUGUAGGUAUAUGAAAAUAUGUAUAAAGAAAACAGAAGUGACGUCUGCCAAAUAGUUAAAAAGGCUGAAUUGCAUUUGUGUGAGUGUGUAAGUUCUAUGUAAAAAAAAAUAUUGGUUUGCAUAUGUUAAGCUCCUCAAGGAGAAAAACACGGACUAUUGUUAGAGAAUACAUUCUCAAAUGUUGCUUAACAGAAAUAGCCUAAAUUAUUACUGUGUUAUCUUUCGCCAGUUUUUGAAUAAAGUGACUCUGAUUGAGUUCAUUUUUUAAGGAAAUAAAAUUUAUUUAAAUUAAGAAAUAUGUUUAUAUAUUUAAAAAAGUAAAAUAUGAAUUUUGAAAAUUUAGGUGGAUUUUAUUCUAGUAAAUAUUUGAUUUUGAUGCGAGAAGUUAUAUUAUUCUAGUAAAAAGUUACUAACAAAUUAUGUAAAAUAUAUUUAUUGGUAUAGAAGUCUGUAAAAUUUUGUGGUUUUUAUUGAUUUUUUUGCUUUCCAUGCAACUGGAUAUAGAAUACGAAAAAGAAAAAUAACUCUUGUCUGAAUAAUAUUUGAACCUUACAUAGUUACUUCCCAUUGUUUUGCUAUGAAAUAAAAUUUACCGAUAAAAAUAUGAUACAUUCAUAUUAACAUGACGAUUUUCAUUGUUUUUAUUCUAGAAUUUUAUUUUAAGGCAUAUUUACUGUUCAUUAGUAAAUUUCCACGGGGUUUUGAUAUAUAUACAUAAAAAAAUUUAUAUUUUGAAUAAUUUACAGUGUAACUUGGUAUAUGUUGCAUUUACAUUAUUAAUAUCAUUUUAGCUAAAAUUUGUACUAGAAUUUAUAAUGUCAUUGGAAGCACUUAUAACAGCAUUGUUCUUUUGUUGAAAUAUGCGUUUAUUUGAUCUCUCUUUGUUUUUUUUCAUCUAGUUUCACAAAGUAGCUUUUAAAAAGCUUGACAAAAAAAAGUCUUGAGUUACAAAUAAUUUUUUUGUUUUUUGUUUUUGGGAUACCUCAUUUAAUUAGGACUGUCAAAAUCUUAAAGAAGUGAUCUAUUUUAUAUGAAAGUAUUAAGAACUUGCUUUAUGCUGCAAUAAAAUAUAAAAUGUCCGAUUCUAUCGAGUAUUUGUAAAUUUCAUAUUUUAUACUUUUAAAGCAGAGUUUUAGGGUUUUUUCCUCCAGAAAUCAAAAGAUUUUAUUUGUUCAUGUUUUUGUUCUUCCAGAAGAUUGGUAAAGGACUUGACAAUAUUUUUUUUUUAAUGAAAAUAGUCAAUUUUUUUUAACUUAAAUGGUAAAAACUCACAAUUUAUAUACCCAGUGUUGCGAUGAAAUCAAUGAAAAUGUAAUGCCAUGGACUACUUUCUGUCCCAUUAAGCCCCAGUGCUGUAAUUUCAUUACUAUGUUACAUUUUGCCAUUGGAUUUUCUUUCCUCACAAAGUAUUACAAUUUUCUUUGUCUUAUUCAUCUUUUAUACUACAGUAUUUUUUUUUCUAUUUUUUGAAUGAAAUAUUUUGUAAUAUGUUUUGACUUACGGGCCUAUAACAUACUACAUACAGAAUUGAGAUAACACCUACAAAAAAAUAACAUCUAAAACAUUAUUAAAAAAUAUUGUAAUUUUUGGUUGAUUUUAGGAUUAAAAGGGGUCUCUAUAUUGUUUUUGCAUUAUAUUGUCGGCAAAUUUCAUUUUCUACCUGAAUUCUUUAAAUUAGACAAAUAUAUGAAACAAUUUUAUGUAAAAAAACGUAUAUAGCAUUUAGAGAAAGAUGGAGGUCGCUUUAACCUAAAAAUUACUGCACUGGAGGUAAACAUUUGUGGACAUAGUACUUCCUGUUGAAUAAACUGUACUUUAUUUUCUUUCAUUAUAAACCAUGGAGGCUUCAUAUUUUUAUACAAGAUCAUGUUACAUGUAUAUAUGCAAAAAUUUAAAAAAGCAAGUUACAAUAUAGUGUGUAGUCAUGUAACCAUGUUAUAAUUAUGUUAUAUACCGAUCAAUCAUGUUAUAACUGCUAUAUACUAUGAGACUGGGUUAUGUUUUCAUGUUAUAAUUGAGAUAUAGCACAGUCAUGUUUGGUUGUUUAUUUUAUAAUUAUUUUUUUAUUUUUGUUUUGUUUUUUUCUAACAAAUGUUUCAGUCAUUAACACGUAAUGCAUAUUUUUUUUCUCAUUCGCUUUUUGGAUAAACAAAUUACACCAUUUUUUACAGGGGUGCAUUUAGCAUUGUUAAAUAAAGACCACAGCAGUAACAAAAAAACUCUAAUCCAUUAUGCAUAAUUGGAUGAAUUAAUAAGUCAUGAAAUCAUAGUUUCUGAUCUGUUUCAUCUGCGAAUGUUCGGAAAUUAAAACAUUCAAUUUUUUAGCUGUGUAAACAGUUAACAUGUGACAAUGCCCAGGAAUUCAUUCUUUGUAUCACAAUCUAUUGUUGUCUUUGGAAUCACACACUGUGCUUGAAAUUGGGACAAAUGCCUUGCUCAUUUUCUCAAAUUCAUUAAAGAGUUACAGACCUUGAUUAUGGUGUAAAGAACAAUAACCAGGUACUACUGUUUUGCAACUCAAGAGUUGUGUGCCUUUUUAAAAUAAUGAAUCAAGCGCUUACAACUUUUAAAAAAUUCUUGGGGUGAAAAAAUGAUUUCCAACUUGUGUAAAACAUACAAGGAUAAGAUAUUAAUUUAUCACAGAUUAAAGAAAAAGUUUUGUAAAGCAUUUAGAAAAAGACAGUUACAUUUGUUGUAUAGCCUGAAUGCUGUUAGUUAUAAGGUAUGUUAAUAUUUACCAAUUU
Messenger RNA from Ruditapes philippinarum (Manila clam), 4196 nucleotides. Its product is annotated as CTD small phosphatase-like protein. The transcript has 8 exons. The record is from RefSeq and is a predicted model, not a curated record. Lineage: Eukaryota; Metazoa; Mollusca; Bivalvia; Venerida; Veneridae. Bases 127 to 924 code for a protein of 265 amino acids. Gene Ontology annotation, molecular function: RNA polymerase II CTD heptapeptide repeat phosphatase activity.